Molecule: messenger RNA, 5847 nt
Organism: Eublepharis macularius
Lineage: Eukaryota; Metazoa; Chordata; Lepidosauria; Squamata; Eublepharidae
Gene: DOT1L
Product: DOT1 like histone lysine methyltransferase
Exons: 28
Coding region: 392-5695 (1767 amino acids)
Biological process (GO): heterochromatin formation; DNA repair; DNA damage checkpoint signaling
Cellular component (GO): nucleus
Molecular function (GO): histone H3K79 methyltransferase activity
Source: RefSeq, a predicted model, not a curated record
CCUUUUCCCCCGCGGCUGCCUUCCUUUCUAUCGCUCUGUCGCGCACGCGCUCUGCCGAGAGAAGCGAGCGCGUGAAUCGCUUUGGUUGGUGUCUGCCGCCCGCGCGGCCCGUCCUUGGUGCUCGGCCUCCGCCCCUCCCUCCCUUCGACGCCGGCGGAGGCGGCCCAAGAUGGCGGGUGCGGCGGCGGCGGCGCCGCUGCUGCUGACGACGGCGACGAGGAGGAGCCCGGCCCGGCGCGAGCCACAAUAGAGAGGCGCGCGAGGAGAACGGGCGAGCGCGCGGCAGCGGAGUGGAGCGGAGGGCGCCCGGGUCUAGCAUGGUCGGGGUCCGCCGCCGCCUCCCGCCCUCCGCCGCCCCCACCUGACCGGACCUGUCCCGUCGGCCGUCAGCAUGGGCGAGAGGCUGGAGCUCCGGCUCAAGUCGCCCGUCGGAGCCGAGCCGGCCGUCUACCCCUGGCCCCUGCCCGUCUACGACAAACACCACGAUGCUGCUCAUGAAAUCAUUGAGACAAUUCGGUGGGUCUGUGAAGAAAUUCCGGACCUCAAGCUUGCUAUGGAAAACUACGUUUUAAUUGACUAUGAUACUAAAAGCUUUGAAAGCAUGCAAAGGCUUUGUGACAAAUACAAUCGCGCCAUUGACAGCAUUCACCAGUUGUGGAAAGGAACCACCCAGCCCAUGAAACUGAACACGCGCCCCUCCAACGGGCUUCUCCGCCAUAUCCUUCAGCAAGUGUAUAACCACUCAGUAACGGACCCAGAAAAACUCAACAACUAUGAGCCCUUUUCUCCAGAAGUGUACGGAGAGACUUCCUUUGACUUGGUGGCCCAAAUGAUAGAUGAGAUCAAAAUGACAGAAGAUGAUUUGUUUGUGGACUUGGGCAGUGGUGUGGGUCAAGUUGUUCUGCAAGUUGCUGCAGCCACAAACUGCAAACAUCACUAUGGGGUGGAGAAAGCUGAUAUUCCUGCCAAAUAUGCAGAGACCAUGGACAAAGAAUUCAGAAAAUGGAUGAAAUGGUAUGGGAAAAAACACGCAGAAUACACACUGGAAAGAGGUGAUUUCCUCUCAGAAGAAUGGCGAGAGAGAAUCGCUAACACAAGCGUUAUUUUUGUGAAUAAUUUUGCCUUUGGACCUGAGGUGGAUCACCAGUUAAAGGAACGAUUUGCAAACAUGAAGGAAGGUGGCCAAAUUGUAUCAUCAAAACCGUUUGCACCGCUAAACUUCAGAAUAAACAGUCGAAACUUGAGUGAUAUUGGCACUAUAAUGAGAGUUGUGGAAUUAUCACCACUGAAAGGGUCUGUUUCAUGGACCGGGAAACCAGUUUCUUACUACCUGCAUACUAUUGAUCGAACCAUACUUGAAAACUACUUCUCUAGUCUCAAAAAUCCAAAACUCAGGGAGGAACAAGAGGCAGCUAGGCGCCGGCAGCAGAGAGAGAACAAGAGCAACACGACAACCCCAACUAAAGUCCAAGAAAGCAAGGAUGAUGGUGCUGAAGAAGAGAAGAAUCCUGGGGCCAACACUGUCAAAAAGCCAUCUCCGUCCAAAGCACGCAAGAAGAAACUGAGCAAAAAGGGAAGGAAAAUGGCAGGCCGGAAGCGCGGGCGCCCCAAGAAAAUGAAUGUUGUGAAUCCGGAGCGCAAGACCAAGAAGAGCCAAACCGCACUGGAGCUUCUCCAUGCUCAAGCUGUGUCACAGACAUGCUCAUCCUCUCCUCAGGAUGCAUACAGGUCACCUCAUAGUCCAUUUUACCAACUACCUCCUAAAGUGCAGCGGCAUUCAUCAAACCAGCUCUUGGUGACUCCUACCCCACCUGCACUGCAGAAGCUGCUAGACUCUUUCAAGAUCCAGUACAUGCAAUUCAUGGCAUACAUGAAGACUCCUCAGUACAAAGAGAACCUUCAGCAACUGCUGGAACAGGAAAAGGAAAAGAAUACACACUUGAUGGGGAAAGCACAGCAGUUGUUUACUCAUUGCCAAGCUCAGAAAGAAGAAAUAAAGCGGCUGUUCCAGCAGAAGCUAGAUGAGCUGGGAGUUAAGGCGUUGACCUACAAUGACCUAAUUCAAGCUCAGAAAGAGAUUUCUGCUCACAACCAGCAGCUUAAAGAGCAGACCAAGCAGCUGGAGAAAGACAACGGGGAACUCAGGAACCAGAGUCUGCAGCUGCUGAAGGCCAGGUGCGAAGAAUUGAAGCUGGACUGGUCCACACUGUCCCUGGAGAACCUGCUGAAAGAAAAGCAGGCACUGAAGAACCAGAUCUCCGAGAAGCAAAAGCAUUGCUUGGAAUUGCAGAUUAGCAUCGUGGAACUUGAGAAAAGCCAAAGGCAGCAAGAACUCCUGCAGCUGAAAUCGUGCAUGCCUCCUGACGAAUCGCUGCCGGUGCAGCCACGCCACAAAAACCAUCUGAAUCGUGAGCCAGAGCCUGACCACAGCCUGUUCCAACUGGAGCUGGAGUGCCCCAAGUUCCCAGUACCCCAUAUCAAUGGUAUGAGCCCUGAGCUGUCCAUGAACGGUCACGCCACACCGUAUGAGGUCCAUCAUGCUCUCAGCAGGCCCUCCUCCAAGCAGAGCACCCCUCAGUAUGCAACAUCACACCUGGACCAAGACAUCGUCCCUUGUACCCCAAACCACAACUGUAGGCAGAAACCAGACAAGGCCUCAAGCUUGUCCUUACCGGAUUACACCAGAUUCUCCCCAGCCAAGAUAGCCCUACGGAGGCACUUGAACCAGGACCAAACAGGCAGUGCAAAAUUGACAACGAAUGAAAACCAUCACAGAACAGAGCAUAUAAAAGAGAACGGCAUUACAUUUCCGAGCCCUACAAUACCAAAUGGCAUAAAGAUGAGCCCUCAGGAACCCCGUCCCUCUUCACCGGCAGCUGUGCCAGUUGCUAAUGAGAAGGCUUUGCGAGAGAGGACGCCUGCGAAUAACGGGGAGACCAUCACCAGCCUUCCCAUCAGUAUUCCCCUCAGCACAGUGCAGCCCAAUAAACUCCCUGUUAGUAUCCCCCUGGCCAGCGUAGUUCUACCUAGCCGUGUUGAGAAGGUGAGAAACACACCCAGCCCUGUCCACCAGAACCGUGACUCCUUUUCAACGCUUGAUAAACAAUGUGGUGCUAGUUCCCAUAACGGCAUGAGCAGUGUCGCUGCAAACAAGUCAUUUACUUUGGCUACCUCAGGUUUUUCAUACACGACAGGCUCUGGGUUGGCCAAUGGGACUCUUUCAAACAGCCCUGCCCAGCUUAACCACACUGUUGACCAUGCUGCUCUGGAGGAUGUGUCCAGUUCGGGAAGCUUGUUUAGUUCAGCGGGAUCUCGGAGUUCCACUCCACAGCACCCUUCCUUGCUGAUGAUGCCAUCACGGAAUUCAGGGCAGAACUCCCCUGCUCACCAGCACUCGGCGAGCCCCAGGAUGAAUGGGGCCUCUCAGGGUCUGGGAGGGGUACUGCAGUACAUGGACUCGCAGAAAGUGUUCACUGAAGGGACACGGGGGGAUGCACAGGCUGACGCAGCAUUCUCUGAUCCUGAAAGUGAGGGCAAGCGAAGGAUCAUCUUCACCAUCUCUCCUGCCACAGGAACCAUAAAGCAUUCUCCUUCCAGUAAGCACAGCUCCCUUACUGCAAGCAUACGGAUGGAGUGUGGGCAGGCCUAUGUACAGGAUGGGAAGAAGCGUGGCCGGAGGAAGCGGUCCUCCACGGGAACACCUAAUAUGAACUCCGGGGUCUCACCAAAACGCAAAUCGUUGCCAGCAGUGGCUGGACUCUUCGCUCAGCCUUCGGGGUCUCCACUGAAUAUCAGUUCAAUGGUCAGUAAUAUUAACCAGCCUUUAGAAAUCACCGCCAUUUCUUCCCCUGAAAACUCCCUGAAGAACUCCCCUGUCCCGUACCAGGACAACGACCAGCCCCCUGUGCUGAAGAAGGAGAAACCCAUUGCUCAGACCAACGGUAUUCAUUACUCACCGCUGACUUCUGACGAGGAGCAGGGCUCGGAGGACGACCAUAAUAGCACCCGAAUUGAAAGAAAAAUUGCAACAAUAUCACUGGACAGCAAAUCUCCACAAAAGCCAAUGGAGAGCAGCAUCAGCUUAGCUGGGAGAAAGCAAGCCAGCGAAAACAUGAAUAGCAGCAAAUGGAAGUCCACCUUUUCCCCAAUAUCUGACAUCAACCUGACCAAAACCACAGACAGUUCUCUGCAGGCGCCAUCAUCCCUGAGCCAGAACUCCCUCUUCACCUUCAGGCCCUCUUCUGAGGACACCGGCGACGGUCCCAAGGUUGCCGCUCACUCGAGGAAGCACAUGGCCAUGUCUGCUACAGGGACUGAGGGUCUCCACCAAAACACCAGUUCCAUGAAUGGAUUUGCUUACAGUGGUGGGCUGUCGGCGGACAUUGGUUUACAUAGCUUUAUCGAUGGUGCUUUGCUUCCACAUAAAACCAACGAUGCGACAACACUGGGGAGCUCCUCACUGGGGUUCCUGGUGCAGCGAAACAAAGAGCCUGGGGUUUCCGAGGCAAACCCAUUCUUGAGCAAAAGGCAGCUAGAGAGCUUGGGUGCCCUGAAAGGGGAAGACUUAAACUGGCCAGGGGCCAAAGGCAAAGAGGCUGGUGAAUUGAAUGUCCGUUUGGGGGGCUCUUCAGAAAAGGCCUUGGUGCUACACAAUGGCAAAACCAGCAAAGGGCGGGAGCGGGAGGCGGAGCUCAAGAACGGCCACAAUCUCUUCAUCUCUGCCACGGCAGCCGUCCCUUCUGGUGGCCUUCUGAAUGGUAAAAGCCUUGCCACGUCUGUCUCUGCCGCUGGUAGCCUGGCUGGGCCAGCUGUCUCUGCUCAGGCGCACCACCCCUUCUUGAACUCCUUGACCGCUGGCUCGCAGUUUCCCCUCGGCCCCGUGGCCUUGCAAGCGAACCUCAACUCUGUGACAAACUCCUCGGUACUGCAGUCCUUAUUUAACUCAAUGCCAGCUGCUGCUGGCCUGGUCCACGUGUCAUCGGCUGCAACACGCCUGACCAACUCGCAUGCCAUGGGGGGCUUCUCUCCGGGGGUUACAGGUGGAACAGUUGGAGGUAUUUUUAACCAUGUGGUGCCUUGUGCCUCCUCCUCUUCCUCCUCCUCCACUCCCUCUUCUUCCACUCCCUCUUUCUCCUCCUCCUCCUCUGCUCCUCUGCACUUUGGGGCUGCCCUCAGUAACAGCUCUGUUUCCAGCUGUGCGAUAUUAAAUUUAAAUCCUCUGCAGGUGGCAGCCAGCACCUCAUCCUUCCAUGUACCCCCUAAUGUGGUGACAUCCAGCGAAACCCAGCCAGCUCAGCCCCUCCACCGAGCAAUGGUGCAGCCCUCUCUUCUCACCCCUCCGCCCCCUCCUCCCCCUCCUAAUGUCUCAUUACCACCUCCACCUCCCCUCCGCGGAUCUUCUAACUCUGAGUCGUCUGUCCUUCUGCAGAGCUUAUCCUCUUUGCAAACAGCCGAGGCUUUCUUGCCACCAUCCUCCACUGCUAAUGCCGCUUUGUCUAUCAAACUAGCUUCUCUUCAGCACAAACCCUCCCGCCCCACCUUUACCAUCCACCACCCACCUUUGCCCCGCAUGGCGCUGGCGCAGGCUACACCCGCGAACCCGCAAUCCAACUCGGCGGCUGCGCCGGCUAUGUGGGUCUCCCUUGGCAUGCAGUCUCCUUACGCUUCGCACCUCUCUGGGGUUAAACCACGAUAAAGAGCUUGGCUUAGCUUAAGCAUUCAUGCUUUGAAAGGUAAGGCUUAUGAGGGGCAGCUGUUGGGGGGACAGGAAGAGAAGCUUGUGUAAAGAGACAGGUUAUUGUGGCUUCCCAUUCAGGAUAUUUUUCCCCCCAAUUAGGUUGCUAGUGC